Molecule: messenger RNA, 2733 nt
Organism: Closterium sp. Yama58-4
Lineage: Eukaryota; Viridiplantae; Streptophyta; Zygnematophyceae; Desmidiales; Closteriaceae
Source: the annotation of a GenBank genome assembly
AUGCUAGGCCUGCUCUUUGCCUUCUUCUCCACCAUUCUCAUCACCGAUGCUCUCAAGGUGUCGGUUGGCCGACCCCGACCCGAUUUCUUCAUCAGAUGCUUCCCCUCGGGAGUCCCUGUUUACAGCAGCAGUGGCAAUGUGUUGUGUAACGGCAAUCCAUCCGUUGUGAGCGAAGGAAGAAAGAGCUUCCCGAGCGGACAUGCAUCAGUGUCCUUUUCAGGCCUGGCGUAUCUCUCCUUCUUCCUAGCAGCCAAGCUCCACUCCCUCUCCUCCUCUGCCGCUCACCUCUGGCGACUGCUGCCCCCUGCGCUGCCGCUGGUGGGAGGAGUGGCCGUCGGAAUCACUCGCAUUGAUGACUACUGGCACUUCCCAUUUGACGUGUUUGUGGGCAGCCUCAUUGGCAUCUCGUUUGCUGCUAUCUGCUACUUCAUACAUUACCCAUCUCUGCGCCAUGACUACUGUCAUCUCCCUCGCGAUCUGGUUAAAUCCGAUGUUUCUAGGAGAGCUGUUUUGGAUGACAAUGUUGACUCGUCGCUUGAUGUACCCACCAACGGUGAUGGGUCCGCUCCUUGCGUGCGUCCCAAUCGCGAGUUCGCAGGCGAGCCUGGCGACGGCGACGGCGACGGCGAUGUCGAGUCUGAUCGCAAGCCCGUCGUGCGAACGAAGCUGGAGCCUUCCGGCGAAGCAAGCAGCAGCUCUCUCGGUAAUGGCGCGAUCGUUCCCGUCGGAUCCGCGCGAUCUAACGCAGAGGACCUAGCGGCCUUCGAACCGGUUAGCGUAUGGGGUAACUCGUCCUUAGAAGAAGCGGAUCCGGACAUCUGGCGAUUAAUUCAGGGGGAGAAGCGGCGCCAGCGCUGCUGCCUGGAGUUAAUCGCGUCGGAGAAUUUCACCUCGCAGGCCGUUCUCGAGGCGCUAGGGAGCCCGAUGACGAAUAAGUACUCGGAAGGGAUGCCCGGAGCGCGGUACUAUGGCGGGAACCAGUGGAUUGACGCAGUGGAGAAUCUUUGCCGCGAACGCGCGCUUGCCGCGUUUCAUCUCGACCCGCAACGGUGGGGAGUGAACGUACAGCCGUACUCCUGCACGUCCGCGAACUUCGCGGUUUACACGGCGCUUCUGACGCCGGGAGAUCGAAUCAUGGGAUUGGAUCUGCCUUCCGGUGGUCAUUUGAGUCACGGAUUUUACACCAAUGGCGGGAAGAAGGUCUCUGGCGCGUCGAUUUAUUUUGAAACGCUUCCUUAUAAGGUGAACCCCGUUACUGGAAUAAUCGACUAUGAGCGCAUGGAGGAGAAGGCGCAGGAGUACCGCCCGCGGCUGCUGGUGGUGGGCGGAAGUGCGUACCCGCGCGAGUGGGAUUUCGCGCGGUGCCGCCGCAUCGCGGACAAAUGCGGCGCGAUUCUCAUGUGCGACAUGGCCCACAUCAGCGGACUCGUCGCGGCGCAGGAGUGUAAUAGCCCGUUCGAUUUCGCAGAUGUGGUAACCAGCACGACCCACAAAACGCUCCGAGGACCCAGAGGUGGGCUCGUCUUUUACCGCCGCGGCCCCAUCGUCUUUCCCCGUAGCGCCGCCGCCGCGUCGGCUACCAUGGGCACGGCUGGCGCUGGCGGAGGGGAAGCCGCCAGGAAUAGCGGCGGCGCCUCGGCAGCAGGCGCGAACACUGACCGAAUCAACUUCGCGGUGUUCCCGUCGAUGCAAGGCGGCCCCCACAACAACCACACGGCCGCGCUGGCCGUCUCGCUCAAGCAAGCGGCGUCCCCCGCGUUCCGCGCGUACAUGAUCCAGGUGAAGCGCAACGCGAGGGCGCUAGCAGCGGCGCUGGCGCGGCGUGGGUGCCGAAUAGUGACGGGCGGUACGGACAACCACCUGCUGCUGUGGGACCUGCGCCCGCUGGGUCUCACGGGCGGGCGGUUCGAGAAGGUGUGCGAGGCGUGCAGCAUCACGCUCAAUAAGAACGCCGUCUUUGGAGACAACUCCGCCCUGCCUGGCGGCGUGCGCAUUGGCACACCAGCCAUGACCACGCGGGGGUGCAAGGAGGCAGACAUGGACCGGAUCGCCGAUUUUCUUGUGAGGGCCGUGCAGAUCGCCCAGCGCUCGCUGCACUCGCAGCGCCUGCAGCUCUCCCUCUCGCCGGCCCCCGCAGCUGCCUCCGCUUCACCUGCAUCUGGAAUGCUCUCUGUGGACGUCACCCUUGUUGCACACAUCGUGCAGCAGACAAGGAUGCGUCUGAAGACGCGGUAUUCCCUCCGCGACCCUGCACACCAUUUCGGCAGCGGAGACAAAAUGCAGCUUCCCGAGUUCAUUCAGAGGCACGGGACAAAGGACAAGCGCGAGAUGAAGGCGGAGGGCGUAGACGGGGACGGGAAUCCCGUCACGUUUGAGUUCACGCUGCACGAGCGCCCGCUGCCAGGACACGAGACGGAAGGCGAUGUCACGGCGUGCGUCGAGCUGUCGAUCAAGUACGUGCGCGCCAUUGACAAAGAGCGGGAGUGGCGGAUGCGCGACCUGGAGCUGCUGGAAGGCUCGAAGCUGUUUCGCACAGCUUCGUACGUGUCCGACGACACGAAGCGACUGGAAACCUUCAAAAAGUGGCUCGGCCAGCUGCACAAGUUGUACCACCACAAGCUGCCAGGUAAGCCUUCUGUAGCGCUUGCACAUGUUAUGAUGUUUGUUGUCGCUUUCAUGCCUGACAUGAGGUUGACCAUUGCACAUCCUGCAUACUGUGGCUUGUUGGACUAA